CGACUUCUCAAUUUGCACCAGACAUCUCAGGCUCCUCUUCUGCUAACCUCAGCGGCUGAUUGCGGGAAGCAGGAGGCCAUUUUAGCGUGGGAUCCCAUUGCAGGGAAUCAAGUCGCCAGCUUCAGUGGCUUUGCUGCAGCUUCUGGGACACUCACUACCUCGAACGGCAUCGUCUUUAGUGCCGUAUGCAGGAAACCCAUUAUCCAGUCAUGGUCUCUUCAAUCAAGCGCCUCCUUUAAGCGUCUUACAACCAAGGGUGUUGUUAAUGCUCUCGCCUUCUCUCAUGACGGAUUCUUUAUGUUCCUGGCCAUCGAGAAGAGCAUUUAUGUUUAUCAGGUGUGUAGCGGGUGUCUGAUAGCUGUACUGGAGGCGAGCCACAUGGCGCCCAUCGGUUCUCUAGUUGUGUCUCAGCGACAAGCUGGGCUACCCUUGCCCCUCCUCCUAUCUGCGGAUACCUCCGGCCUUGUUGCUUGCUGGCUAGCUUUGGUCUCCAGUGGCGAAAGCUUUGCCAUCGGUUCGCGCGACUCUACAAACAUUAGUAACGAGCCGGAAUCGGACAACAAACACAAACCUCUCUGCGUCCUGGAAGAGAGUCGUCCAAUACGGUGCCUAUGCGUGCUGCCUCAAGAUGACCGAUUUAUCUUUGCCGGAACAGAUAAUGGGGUUCUACACUCCAUUUGGUUACGCGAUCCAAAAAAACCGUCUGCUUGUGAAGUCGCCUUCCGAAGAUGUUUUGUGGACGUUGAACUCCCAUCAACCGAAAAGGCUAUCUGUCAUGCCUGUGCCAGCCCUGUGGACUCAGGCUUGUCUUUGCUCGCCGUGAGCACCCUUUCGGGUUUGGUGGAAAUUCUCCGUCAGGAUGCCUGUCUCGUGCGCUUGCAGAGCUUCUCUGUGGUUCCGCCCUUAUCCGGCAAUUCAGGCUCACCACGCAUCACCGGCCUUCUCAUGGUCACCCGCCCCUCUUGGUUGUUGGAGAGCCAGACGGCAUUGAGCUCAUCCGCUAAACCGGACGCCAGCGGUUCUUUGGAGUCCCUGCGUCCAGCCAAGCGUCACUUGGGCUGGCAUGUGGAAGAUCUGCUAUACCUUCAAUUGCCCAAUCUAAAACGCGAUCGCAUAUCGGACGACUAUUUGGGAGACAUAUACCAGGAUGAAUUCUUUCUAACUACGCCCAGUCGCUCUUUUGCUCUGCCCAUUGAUACUGUUAGAAAAUGUACAGCCAGCACAUCCAACACUUCUGCUGAGGUGAGCACAUUAAGGAGGGAGAAGGAAGCCCUGGAAAGGCGAAAUGGGGAACUUAUGCGCAUCUUGGUUGCAAACUGCUUGCACUACUAG
Hydatigera taeniaeformis is the source of this 1332-nucleotide messenger RNA. NCBI's taxonomy places the organism in Eukaryota, Metazoa, Platyhelminthes, Cestoda, Cyclophyllidea, Taeniidae. The record is from the annotation of a GenBank genome assembly.